Plectropomus leopardus (leopard coralgrouper) is the source of this 2775-nucleotide messenger RNA. Its product is annotated as polyunsaturated fatty acid lipoxygenase ALOX15B-like. NCBI's taxonomy places the organism in Eukaryota, Metazoa, Chordata, Actinopteri, Perciformes, Serranidae. The record is from RefSeq and is a predicted model, not a curated record. Gene Ontology annotation, biological process: lipid oxidation. Gene Ontology annotation, molecular function: iron ion binding; oxidoreductase activity, acting on single donors with incorporation of molecular oxygen, incorporation of two atoms of oxygen; protein binding.
UCUGGAUGAACUGUAAAGUUGAAUACUUUUGAUGUAACGGUGUCACAUUUCAUGUUUGGAAAAGCUGAUUUAUCUUUAUCAAAUACAUUACCGUUGCAUUAAAAAAAAAACAUUAUUUCAUCAAAUUCCGGUGGUUUCUCAACAGCAGUAAUUGUCCAUACAUGUCCAACAUUCCACCAGCAGAGCUGCUGGAAGUGACAGGACACGCCCCCAAAACUGUAUGUACAAAAAGAGGAAUCAGCGGAGAUUACUGUCAUCAAAACAGCAGUUCACUGAAGGAACGUCAGUGUCACAUUAACAGAGUGAAAAUGGUGAGUUAUGAGGUGACCGUAUCCACUGGCAAUCUAGCUGGUGCCACCACUAUAAACAAUGUCUUCAUUAAGCUGGUGGGCACAGAAGGGGAGAGCGACCGCAAGUGGCUCAUGGGCUUUAAAGGAGCUUCAUCCUUCAUGAGAGGAGUAGUCUCUAGUUUUAGCGUGUCCUGCCCUGUCUCCAUUGGAAAGCUGAUUCUAAUAGAGCUAGACAAAAAACAGCUCCCACUGUUCCCUGAAGACUCUUGGUUUCCUGCCAAGGUGGAAGUGAAAUCCCCUGAGGGAGACACCUACAACUUUCCCAUAUACCGCUGGAUCACUGACAGUGAGGUGCACCGCUUCAGAGAGGGAACAGCUCUGAGAGUCUUCGAAGACAGCCAUCAUCUUGGCAGGUACAGCAGGCAGCAGGAACUGACUCAACGUGAGAAAGACUAUCGCUGGGAUGUGUAUGAAGAGGGAAUACCCCACUGUAUAAAGACAGAGAACAUUUUUUCUCUACCUUGUGAGGUCCGCUUCUCCUUCACCAAGACCACAGAGUUCCUCUUCACUGCAUCUACUGGACUUACUGAGCUGCAACUUAAGGGACUAUCCAACUGCAAGAAGAAGUGGACCAAUAUUGAUGAUAUCAAUCGGGUUUUCUGCUGCAACCGGACUGACAUAUCAGACUAUGUCCAGGAACAUUGGAAGGACGAUGCUUUUUUUGGCUACCAGUAUCUAAAUGGUGUCAACCCCAUGUUGAUCCGACGUUGUUCAGCUCUGCCUGAUUACUUCCCAGUCACUGACGACAUGGUCUUCCUCUGUGGUCAGUGCAGCUUGGCAGAUGAAAUGAAGAAAGGCAACAUAUUCCUGUGUGACUACAAGCAGUUGGAUGGACUGAAAGCAAACACCAUCAAUGGAAAGAAGCAGUACUUGAUGGCUCCCCUCCUCCUGCUCCACAAAACACCCAGUGAUGAGAUGGUGCCAAUUGCUAUUCAGCUGAAGCAGACUCCAGCAGGUGACAAUCCCAUCUUCUUUCCUACUGAUUCCGAGUACGACUGGUUGACGGCCAAGAUUUUUGUGAGAAGUGCAGAUUUCCAAGAGCAUCAACUCAAUGUUCACCUGCUACGCACUCAUCUGCUGGCUGAAGUGUUUGCUGUGGCACUACUGCGUAAUGUGCCCAUGGUGCAUCCACUGUAUAAGCUCCUCAUACCACACACUCGCUACACUCUGCAGAUCAACCACUUAGCUCGACUUCUUUUGAUAUCUAAGACUGGAGUUUUCACAGAGUUUGCAGCUUCUGGUGGAGAGGGUAUGAGGACUCUCCUAAAGAGAUCACUGUCCUCAAUGACCUACAUCUCACUCUGCAUACCUGAUGACAUUGCUGAGCGUGGGCUGGAGGAUGUGCCGAACUUCCACUACAGGGAUGAUGGAGUCAAGCUUUGGGAUAUCAUCCACAGGUUUGUGCAGGGAGUGCUCAGCUUCUACUACAAGAAUGAUGCUGAGGUCCAGCAAGACUCUGAACUGCAGAAGUGGAUUUUGGACAUUUUUGAACAUGGAUUCCUUUCCCAAGCAGGCACAGGGAUUCCACAGAGCUUCACCACUGUAGCUGAGUUGGUCAAGUUUGCCACCAUGGUGAUCUUCACUUGCUCGGGGCAGCACUCAGCUGUGAACGCUGGACAGUUUGACUAUGGCGGCUGGAUGCCCAACACUCCCAUCUCCCUGCAACUUCCACCACCAACCACAAAGGGGACAACAAGUGAGGCCACAAUGCUCCAGACAUUUCCUGACGUCAAUACAACAGUUCAGGGCAUGUCUACCAUGUGGCUUCUCAGCAAGCAAUCAUCUGACUUUGUGCCUCUUGGCCAGUACCCAGAGGACCAUUUCAGCGAGGAGAUUCCCUGCAAGAUGAUAAAGAAAUUUCAAGGAGAUCUUGAAGUGUUAAGCGCAAUCAUCAAAGCCAGAAACAAGAGUCUGGAUGUCCCAUAUACAUACAUGGAUCCAGUGGUCGUAGAAAACAGCGUGGCAAUUUGAGUAUUAGUAUCUGUGAGCUUCUCAGCUGUUGGCCAAAUUCAGCUUCAUUUGAGCGAGUUAAGAGUUGCAUUUUCUGGUUUAACUAAUACUACAGUGGAAGGAAAUUACUAAUGUGAUCAUUGUAUGCUGAUCUGUGUCUCUUAUACCACCUGGCUGAUUUAACUGUGGUGUGAAUGUACUGUUUUAAAUUAUAAUCCACAUUUUAAAUAUUUUUAUUUCAUCAAUAAAAUAGACAAGGUAUCUUUAAAAAACAUGUAUAUUACAAAAUUUGAGGCUGCUCUUUGAGUCAAGUCAACUUUUGUAUAGCACAUUUCAUAGAAAUUGAGAUUUUUUUAUAAACACAUGUAUCCUCUAUGAACAAAAUGAUCAUUUGCAUUGUUUUCAUUUGACUUUUCUAUUAUUUUCUGUCUCAAAAUAAGAAUGAUUAAAUCAAUUAUUAUCAUAUUACAGUUGA